AUGACGUCAUCGAAAACGAUGGUUUCGCUGGUCGUGCUCCUGCUGAUCUGGCGAGAAGUUUCGGCCGAUGACAAGACGUGCAUUCAGUGCGCGACGCCGUCGAUGAACGAGAAUUGGGCCCAGACGGGCUUUCCGUUGAAGCCCAGCGGCCUGAAAUUCGAUAAAGAGUGAGUAUUGUAGUAGUCUGAAAAGCGUGUGGGCGCCUAAACGAUUUAACGAGGUCUUUUUUCAUGUAUUCUUUCAGCUGCGCAACCGCCGACGCGUCGGCGAUCGACAGUUCGCUGCUCUCGCCGAACUGUGCCUCGUCGUGCUUCGAACUGAUGAUUCCGGUGGAGCACGUGUACAACUACGUGCGUGGGUGCCACGAGCAGUUCGUGUGGGACGAGAUGAAGGUUACGGUCACGAAUGAGACGGGCACUUGCGAGGUGAACCAGGUGCCGGACUACGGGACCGUCACGCCGCUCAGCUCGGACAAGGAGCAGACGAGUGCCUAUGUGAGUUCAAUGUUUGCCGACUAGACUUCAGAUCUUACGACAAUUUGCUUUCAGGCCGGAAUCGCGUUCUGUAAGCCGACUUCCGAGGAGACCAAGUGCAACAAGAAGCUCAUCGACACGACGGUUUCGAAUACCGGAGUGGCCACCUGUAAUUCAGGUAUAAACUACCAUACGCCCAAAUCGUACUGUAGUUUCUAGGAUCGGUACAUACUUGCAAGAGUUGUGGCGCGUACGAUGGGUCCGGCGAGUGUUCCGCAGGGACCAGCGGCACUUGCAAAGGCGUCUACUGCACGAAAACGAUCGGAAAGAUGAAUGGUGAGUGGUUGUGGACGAUGCGCCGGAUCUUGCGACACUUUGCGUCUCCACAGUAACACUCGAAUACAUCAUAUUUGACAACAAUUUCUCUAAAAGUUACCGUAACCUCUUUCAGGCCACAACUACGAGUCCCGCGGGUGCGCCAGCUUCAACCCGUUCGCCCAGGACGUCUGCUCGUGGACCGAUCAGAUUUUCAACGUCUCCACUGGCGUCGACACGGCCCAAAUCUCGUCCCGAUCCAAAAGGGGCGUGUCCUUGAGCUUCCAGGCGAAUCAGUGCUUUUGCCAAGGUAGGAUGCCUAACUUUGAAUGAGGAUUUCUCCGCUGAGAGACGUCAUGAGGUUCUACAAUGCUUUUUGGGAAAUGUUGAGGUCUGGUAGGUGAUGUUUGUAGUUGAACUUUUUUUUGGUAGGACCACUCCCAUUGCGACAAGUUUAGUGCAGUGAAUUCGUGUCCCAACUUCCAAAGACUACAGUACCCCGGGAACUGAUUUUACCCAAAAACGUUCAACUACAAAAAUAACCUACGAGACCCCAAGAUAUCCCAAGACAAUUUUGAGAACAAAAAAAUCUGCGUUCAAAGCAACGCCAUCAAUAUUCGAUAGUGUAGACCUCUCAAAAAGUGUCAUUUUCAGGCGAGCUGUGCAAUUCGUCGCCCGCCUCCUUCUCCACACUUCUUCUCUCAACGCUUUCACUCAUUUUUCUUGUCUCCACUUAA
Messenger RNA from Caenorhabditis sp. 36 PRJEB53466, 1525 nucleotides. The record is from the annotation of a GenBank genome assembly. NCBI's taxonomy places the organism in Eukaryota, Metazoa, Nematoda, Chromadorea, Rhabditida, Rhabditidae.